AUGGGUUUAUCCUUUCCUCUCAUCAUCUUGAUCAUGCACUUUCUUGUUUCAUUGAUGAUGUUUUAUCUUAUACUUGCUGCCUCUUCUUCUGGUGUGCAGCCCCUGUGCCAUGAUAAUGAGAGAUUUGCCUUGUUGCAAUUCAAGGAAAGCUUUAUUAUCAAUCAAUUCGCGUCCGGAUAUCCCUCUGCUUAUCCAAAGGUUUCAAGGUGGAAACUAGAUCAAAUCAGUGAUUGUUGCAAUUGGGACGGUGUAGAGUGCAAUAAGGACAAUGGUCAUGUCAUCGGCCUCGAUCUUAAUAGCAGCUGUCUUCAAGGUAUUCUCAACUCCAAUAGCAGCCUCUUCCACCUUGCUCACCUCCAAAACCUCAAUUUGGACGACAAUGACUUCAACUCUUCUCCGAUCCCAACUAGUUUUAGACAACUUUCAAGGCUAACAAAGCUCAGCCUCUCUUUCUCUGUAUUUUCUGGCCAAAUCCCUUCAGAAAUCUUAGAGCUCUCCAAGUUAGUUUUUCUAGAUCUCUCAUAUAAUUCGUUGUUGAAGCUCCAAAAAUCUGGCCUAACAGUUAUAGCUCAAAACCUCACAAACUUGGAAGUACUAAAUCUUGACAAGGUUGUUAUAUCAUCCAACGUACCUAAUAUCUUGGCAAACUUAUCUUCUUUAACGAAUCUAUCUCUAAAAGAGUGUGACCUGCAUGGUGAGUUUCCUGUGGGAAGCUUCGGUCUACCUAAUCUUCAGCUUCUUCAUAUAGGGUUCAACGAAUACCUCACGGGAUGUCUCCCAGAAUUUAACAGCACUAGCCCCCUUGUAUCAUUGAGACUUGGAUCCACGAACUUCUAUGGUGAGCUACCGGAUUCGAUUGGUAACCUCAAGUCCUUGGUUAUAUUUACUGUGCGGUAUUGCAAUUUCUCAGGAGAAAUACCAUCUUCACUAGGUAACCUUACCAAUCUAGAAGUUUUACUACUUCAAUCAAAUAGGUUGCACGGUUCAAUUCCACGGUCAAUAUCUAGGCUUGUAAAUCUUGAAAUUCUGCGUCUCCAUGAUAACGAUUUGAGUGGCACGGUGGAGCUUGAGUUGUUUCUAAGACUCAAUAACCUCUUUGAUCUCGAGUUAGAUGGAAACAAUAUUUCGUUGCUUACAAAGCCCAGUACCAACUCAACUUUUCCAAAACUUGAGGUAUUAUCAAUAGGUGGUUGUGACUUGGGUGAGUUCCCAGAGUUUCUGAGGAUCCAAGAUCAGUUGAAAUUAUUAGAUCUUAGUGGAAACAAGAUUCACGGCCAAGUUCCAAAAUGGAUGUGGAACGUAAGUAUAGAAACUCUCUGGGAUUUAAAUUUGGGUAACAACUUUCUCACCGGUUUCGACCAACUUCCGGUUGUGCUCCCCUACGUUAAUCUGAAUAAUCUGGCGCUUGAUUCUAACAUGCUUCAAGGUUCACUACCAAUCCCACCUCCUUCCAUUGUUUUAUAUUCGGUCUCAAACAACAAAAUGACCGGAGAAAUACCAGAUUUGAUUUGCAAUCUAAGUUUAAUAAAUAUUCUCGAUUUGUCAAGCAACAACUUGAGUGGUCCUCUUCCACAAUGCUUAGGCAACUUGAGUGAUUCUCUCACAAUUGUGGAUGUACAAGACAAUAAUUUUCAUGGAACCAUUCCUCGGAUCCGUGGUGAAGGAAAAGAAUUGAAGCUGAUUGAUUUCAGCCAAAAUCAUUUACAGGGGCGUGUACCGAGAUCAUUGGCCAAUUGUACCAAGCUUGAAGUUGUUAAUCUUGGAAGUUCGGAUAGCAAUUUCAAAUUCCCAAAAUUGCACAUCAUUGACCUCUCAAAUAAUGAUAUUUCUGGCAAGUUGCCAUAUGAACACUUCCAAAAUUGGAAAGCCAUGCAAAUCGUCAAUGCCAAGAGCUUAAAGUACAUGGGGGAAAUCAUAACUUCAGCGAUGUCUGCAAACUCUACGGUGCGUAUGCCCUCCAUUAACUACUCAAUCACGAUGAUCAACAAAGGCACGGAGACAAAUUAUGAGAAAGUCCCAGAUUGCCCUAUAGCUAUUGACUACUCAAUCACGAUGAUCAACAAAGGCACAGAGACAAAUUAUGAGAAAGUCCCAGAUUUCCUUAUAGCUAUUGAUCUCUCAAGCAAUAGAUUUGAAGGAGAAAUUUCAGAAGUGGUGGGGAAUCUAAAAGAACUUGAUUUGCUCAACAUUUCCAACAACUUUCUCACAGGUCCUAUACCAUUUACUUUGGCAAACUUGAUAGGGCUAGAAUCAUUGGAUCUGUCUCAAAACAGGUUGUCUGGUGUGAUCCCUCCGCAACUAGCAGAACUCACUUUCCUUUCACACUUUAAUGUCUCCCAUAAUCGCUUGAUAGGACCUAUACCACAUGGGAAACAAUUUGACACAUUCGACAACAGUUCGUUCAGUGAGAACCCUGAAUUAUGCCGUAACCCUUUGACCAAGAAAUGUGGGAAUCUUGAGGACUCAGUACUGCCUCCAUCUUCAAGCCACAACUCAAAUCAAUUCUCAUUUGAAUUUGGUUGGAAAGUAGUCGCAAUGGGAUAUGGAUGUGGAUUCGUGUUUGGAGCUGUGUCUGGGCAAAUCGUGAUCACAAAGAAGUAUGGUUGGUUUAUGAAGAAGACAUUCGCAAUUGGGCAGCCGACCCGUAGAAGGGUGAAUUGGAGAGGCCGCAUAAAUUAA
Messenger RNA from Carya illinoinensis, 2679 nucleotides. Its product is annotated as receptor-like protein 7. Gene Ontology annotation, molecular function: protein binding. The record is from RefSeq and is a predicted model, not a curated record. Lineage: Eukaryota; Viridiplantae; Streptophyta; Magnoliopsida; Fagales; Juglandaceae. The transcript has 2 exons. The coding region runs from base 1 to 2679 and encodes 892 amino acids.